GUAAAUCGAAAACGUGACGUCAUUGUGUUUACAAUGGAAAGUAGCUCUUUCACCGUUUAGCUCAAUACAAGCAAGCUAGUUUAGCUAUUGAAUGUUAAACAGAUAUUUAUAGUUUAUCGUUUGAGCGCUUACAGUGUGUUUGCAUGGGGGCUCACGGCCUUUUGGGGAACGAGCCCGAGUCCAUCGACUACUCUGUUCACGAAGCCUGGAACGAAGCCACCAACGUUUACCUGCUGGUUAUUCUGGUUAGCUUUGGCCUGCUCAUUUAUGCCAGAAGAAACAAGCGGAAGAUUAUGCGCAUCUUCAACCUGCCUCCCAGCGUUGGUGGCAACCCAGAGCCAAACUUCUACGACAGCCUGCAGAAGGUCCGUUUGAGACAACAGCUGGAGAUGUACUCUCUAGCUCGGAAAUAUGAUCAGCAACAGCAUCAAGGCCAGACAGACAGUGUUCAGCUUUCCAUGGAAUGAGGGUUCUUCUGGACAAGAAAAAUGAUGUAGAAAUCCUUUCUUCAAGCCAAUGAUGCAUGGAGACAACACAGCCAAAUUGGACCUAAGGAUCUAGGUGUGACUGGAUGCUGGAAGUACAUAAAAGUGAAGACUAGGUGUUGCACACUGAAUUAAGUUUAAUGUCUAAUUUUUAAAGACUCAUUUAGAAUGCAAAAUCUCCCAGUAGAAGUGUUUCUCAUUGUGAUAAAUGUACUUUAUUCUGUGAAAUAUCCCAAAACAUUUGUACAUAUCCACAUCCCUCAUUAUUUUAGUUAACAAAAAUGUUCCAUGAUAAACGUUUGCAUUCAAAUAUAAUAAAUUGAGAGCUCUAACAUAUGUUCU
Molecule: messenger RNA, 827 nt
Organism: Syngnathus acus (greater pipefish)
Lineage: Eukaryota; Metazoa; Chordata; Actinopteri; Syngnathiformes; Syngnathidae
Gene: smim19
Product: small integral membrane protein 19
Exons: 3
Coding region: 144-467 (107 amino acids)
Source: RefSeq, a predicted model, not a curated record